AUGCGAUUAGCAGCAAGUUCGGAGACGCUGUCGGGGGAGAAAAUGCCGUUACUUGCAACGCCUAGACCGAGCGGCUCGGUGAACUCAAUCGCCGAUCACUGCUCGUGCACAGCUGGCCAGAUCGCGCGCUGGGCGAUUUCGCUAGACGGUGUACUAGGUUGCGCGCUUGGGCGAACGGCAUUUUCAUAUCACCUGAAAAAGGAGCACUCCGAAGAAAAUCUCCAGUUUUGGAUCGACUGCGAAGUUUUCAAGAAUGCGCUUGGGGAGGAAGAACGGCGGCGAAUCGCCUUCAAGCUUGUGAAAAAGUACAUUGGCGAUAGCGCGGAAAUUCCAGUCAAUCUUCCUCAUAAGCUAGAGAGUAGCGUCAAAAUGUGCAGCUCGUGGCACCGCGAUUCCUUCCGGCUCCAACAGAAUCAUAUUUACGAUCUCAUGCGGCGUGAUUCGUACCCCAGAUUCAUCAAGUCGGAGCAGUACCGCAGAUUAGUCCAACUCGAGCUGACGCAUAAGUCAGUGAGCGAGGAGGAUAUCUGUGAUGCCUACGAAAAACGACGCGAUACUGCAAAGCCAAAAAAAUCCGCGUUUCAGAUCUUGAAGAAGGCGGUGAACGUGCGGCCAAAAAAAGAGCGGCGUAAGUCUGUAGACGCCGGACAGCUACUCCGUUGGGGCUUCGAUCCCGACAAGGAGAACAAACCAAGGAGAGAUGGUUCCAGAACCGGCAAAUGCUACGUUCAGUUCAGCGACGGACGCAAUUUGUCGGUGAAUUUGGCCGACGAUCGAACAGUACAGGAUGUUCUCGAUAGCCUUGUCCAGCGACUAGACAUCGAUAAAAAUCACGUUGACUGGAUGUUGAUUGGCGAAAGUCGCGAGAAUCGACUUUUGAUGGACCAGAACUCGAUGGAGCUUGAGAAUUGUCACUUGCGGGCGGAAUUGCGCUGUUCUUUCAAGCUUGAUCUAAUUGAUUUAAAGAAAAGGAUUGCCAUCAGAGUAAAACCGCAAAAACCACUUCGCGACAUAAUAUUGCCGAUUCUGGAAAAGUAUUCCGGCGAAGACCCAAACAACUUUCGUCUGUAUACAAACUCUCAGAAUGGCUCAGAGAAUACUGUUGACAUUGAUGAUCACGCGUUUAAAGUCGAUAACAAGAGACUUUUUCUUGUCAGGAAAAACGAUAUUGGCGACUCUCUCUUCGACGAAGUCAAAAAUGAAAGUUCAAAGAGUCUAAACGUGGACCGCCCUUUUCUCGAGAGGCGACCUGGAUUUCGAACAGCUAAGAAAAAGAGGAAGCGAAGAGAAAGUUUCGGACUCCGACGAAUGCUCACGAAAUCAAAGGUCACACCAGAAUUGUCACCGUUUCAACCUCAUGGCAGACUACGUCCACCUCAAGGACGAAUCGACACACAGCGCGGACUGCUAAACAAGGAAGAACUUAGUUUGCCAAAGUUUCUUCAAGAAAGACAAGAGUUUGACGACGAGAUCAGACAGCACACACCAUCUGACGCCUUCGGAGGCGAUCUCCAAGGAGUGAUGCCUUCUGCAGCGGCUGGUUACGCUCUUUUCGGAAGUGCAACCAAGGGCUUCCCUCAGACCAGCUUCAACUCGAUGAUGGGUGAAAGUGGAAACAUAAGCAGUUUAAACAGCUUGUUCGACAACUUUCGGUCAGAAGAGAUUGGCUCACAUGAAUUCACCUCUCACGAGUCGAUGGAAAACCUAUUCAUGCCCGUUGAAACUUGCGAGACUGUAACAGACUGGGAAGAAUCCUCAAGGAACGUGAAAAGACAUAUUUUUACUUGGUUAGUUUGGCAACUAGACCCGUACUUCUUCACACCAAUAAGGGAUUCAUCUCGAUACAAUGAGGAAGACACCUACGAGUCUCUGAAUGAGAAGUUCCAUCGACAUCCGUUGUUCAAGGCCACAUUACACGAAAGUCUGGAAAGUGCAAAUCUUCCGAAAAGUCACUCAAGUCCAGCUUCAUUAAGAAACGGUUACUAA
Molecule: messenger RNA, 1986 nt
Organism: Oikopleura dioica
Lineage: Eukaryota; Metazoa; Chordata; Appendicularia; Copelata; Oikopleuridae
Source: the annotation of a GenBank genome assembly